AUGCGCUGCUUCUUGAUCGUGCUGCUGGCGUUGGUGGUAGGCACCAACGCUACGUUCGACUUCAAGGCCCUCCAAGACAAGGUCCGAGCUCUCUUGCGCAAGGCCGAGCACGGAGCGCUCGAUCCCAUCAUCGACGCCGCCGUCAAGGACGCGCUGGCCGAGACUGCCAAGAUCCGGCGACCGGCGCUGCAGGCCAAGCAGCACAGCGGUGGCGCGAUGCGAUUCCGCAUUCUGCAAAUUCCCGAUCUCCACUAUACCAACUUGGCGCUCUACCCGUGCGACCACAAGCCUGAUGCGAUGCAAGGGCUCUGUGUCGAGGCCUACAUGACGACUAUGGUUGCGAAAAUGCUUGACGAUGUCAAGCCCGACUUUGUCGUCUUCACCGGCGACCAACUGGAAGCGCUCCACUUUCCGCAGACGUGGCUCGGGUCGCUCGCGGCCGUCAACACGUACGCCGCCGAAGUUGAGAAGCGCAAGAUUCCAUGGGCGAUGGUUUUUGGCAACCACGAUGAGAAUUACCUCUUUGCCAACAAGCGCGUCAUGAUGGCCUACAUCGAGUCGCUUCCGUACUCGUACGCCAAGUAUGGCCCGUACGGCAUUGGCGGUGUCGGCAACUACGAGCUCCGCGUCGCCGCCGGUGCCGCGUCACUGGACUUGUAUUUCCUCGACACGGGCAAGGACGGCGCUGUCUCGGACGGCCAGAAAGCGCUUCUGCGGUCGUUUGCUGCGUCCCACGCGCCCGAGAAAGCGCCCGCGCUAGCCUUUACCACUAUUCCAGUGCCCGAGUACAACGACUUUAACGGCACCGGCCAAGGCACGAAAGGCGAAGCCGUCAGCUCCGGCGUCAAGAACACAGGCCUCUUCGACACGAUGGUCCAGAUGGGCGAUGUCCAGGCGUCGUUUUGUGGUCACGAUCACUUCAAUGACUACUGCUUUCUUCGCGGUUCGGUGCACCUCUGCUACGAUGGCGGGGUUGGCUACGGAGCGGCAUAUGCCCAGGGCGACCACCCGCGUACAGCUCGCGUGAUUGAAUGGAGCGUGUCAUCCACGAAUGAGUCGAUCGCAACGUGGCUCUACAAGCACAACAUCAAACACACCAACGACAAGUACUUUGUCUACGAGCGUGACCUGACCACCGUUUAA
This is a messenger RNA of Saprolegnia parasitica CBS 223.65, 1143 nucleotides long. RefSeq lists its product as hypothetical. Gene Ontology annotation, cellular component: cytoplasm. The transcript has 6 exons. Bases 1 to 1143 code for a protein of 380 amino acids. Lineage: Eukaryota; Oomycota; Saprolegniomycetes; Saprolegniales; Saprolegniaceae. Gene Ontology annotation, molecular function: hydrolase activity, acting on ester bonds. The record is from RefSeq and is a predicted model, not a curated record.